Ochotona curzoniae (black-lipped pika) is the source of this 3059-nucleotide messenger RNA. It is a transcript of the gene PRICKLE2, whose product is annotated as prickle planar cell polarity protein 2. The record is from RefSeq and is a predicted model, not a curated record. The transcript has 9 exons. Gene Ontology annotation, molecular function: zinc ion binding. Lineage: Eukaryota; Metazoa; Chordata; Mammalia; Lagomorpha; Ochotonidae. The coding region runs from base 1 to 2706 and encodes 901 amino acids.
AUGUUCAGCCGAAGCUCCCGGAAAAGACUCUCGAGCCGCUCGUUGACCGGUCCUGGGCGGAUAGAGAGAGGCCAGCCCUGUAACGCCUGCGGUGACCAGUGCCCCGGGUUCGCCUUGCAUAAAUGGAGGAAGAUCUGUCUGCACUGCAAGUGUCCCCAGGAGGAGCACAUGGUGACAGUGAUGCCGCUGGAGAUGGAGAAGACCAUUAGCAAACUCAUGUUUGACUUCCAGAGGAACUCGACCUCAGAUGACGACUCAGGCUGCGCCUUGGAGGAGUAUGCCUGGGUCCCGCCGGGACUGAAGCCUGAACAGGUGCACCAGUACUACAGCUGCCUCCCAGAGGAGAAGGUCCCUUAUGUCAACAGUCCUGGAGAGAAGCUGCGAAUCAAGCAGCUGCUGCACCAACUCCCCCCACACGACAAUGAGGUCCGUUACUGCAACUCCCUGGAUGAGGACGAGAAAAGGGAGCUGAAGCACUUCAGCAAUCAGAGGAAGCGUGAGAAUCUGGGCCGAGGGAACGUCAGGCCCUUCCCAGUCACCAUGACAGGCGCUAUUUGCGAACAGUGUGGAGGCCAGAUCAAUGGCGGGGACAUCGCUGUGUUCGCCUCGCGAGCUGGCCACGGCGUCUGCUGGCACCCGCCGUGCUUCAUCUGCACCGUCUGCAAUGAGCUCCUGGUGGAUUUGAUCUAUUUCUACCAAGAUGGAAAGAUCUACUGCGGCAGGCACCACGCCGAGUGCCUGAAGCCACGCUGUGCGGCUUGCGACGAGAUCAUCUUUGCGGACGAGUGCACGGAAGCUGAGGGGCGACACUGGCACAUGAAGCACUUUUGCUGCUUCGAGUGCGAGACGGUCCUGGGCGGCCAGCGCUACAUCAUGAAGGAGGGAAGGCCCUACUGUUGCCACUGCUUCGAGUCUUUGUAUGCAGAAUAUUGUGACACCUGUGCACAACAUAUAGGCAUUGACCAAGGCCAAAUGACCUAUGAUGGCCAACACUGGCAUGCCACUGAGACCUGCUUUUGCUGUGCUCACUGCAAGAAGUCCCUGCUGGGGCGGCCGUUCCUCCCAAAGCAGGGCCAGAUAUUCUGCUCACGGGCCUGCAGUGCUGGGGAGGAUCCCAAUGGCUCCGACUCAUCCGACUCGGCCUUCCAGAAUGCCCGGGCCAAGGAGUCCCGCCGUAGCGCCAAGAUCGGCAAAAACAAGGGCAAGACAGAGGAGACCCUGCUGAACCAGCACAGCCAGCUGCAGGUGACGUCCAACCGUCUGUCAGCCGACGUGGACCCCCUGUCCCUGCAGAUGGAUCUGCUCAGCCUGUCCAGUCAGACACCCAGCCUCAACAGGGACCCCAUUUGGAGGAGCCGUGACGAGCCCUACCAUUAUGGGACCAAGAUGGAACAGAACCAGUCCCAGAGUCCUUUGCAGCUGCUCAGCCAGUGUAACAUCAGAACUUCCUACAGUCCAGGAGGGCAAGGGGCAGGGGCCCAGCCCGACAUGUGGGCCAAGCACUUCAGCAACCCCAAGAGGAGCUCGUCAAUGGCCAUGAAAGGGCACGGGGGCAGCUUCAUCAAGGAGUGCAGAGACGACUACUACCCCGGCAGGCUGAGGUCCCAGGAGAGCUACAGCGACAUGUCCAGCCAGAGCUUCAGUGAAACCCGAGGCAGCAUCCAAGUCCCCAAGUACGAGGAGGAGGAGGAGGAGGAAGAAGGGGGCAUGUCUGCUCAGCAGUGUCGGACCCGCCAUCCAAUCAGUUCCCUGAAAUACACGGAGGAAAUGACGCCUACAGAGCAGACACCUCGUGGUUCCAUGGAGUCAUUGGCAUUGUCUAACGCAACAGGCCUCUCAGCUGAUGGUGGUGCCAAGCGCCAGGAGCAUCUGUCUCGCUUUUCCAUGCCUGACCUCAGCAAAGACUCUGGUAUGAACGUCUCCGAGAAGCUGAGCAACAUGGGCACCCUGAACUCGUCCAUGCAGUUCCGCAGCGCCGAGUCCGUGCGCAGCCUGCUCUCUGCACAGCAGUACCAGGAGAUGGAGGGAAAUCUCCACCAGCUGGGCAACCCCAUUGGCUACAGAGACCUGCAGGCUCACGGAAGGAUGCAUCAGAGCUUUGAUUUUGACGACGGGAUGGCAGGUAGCAAGGGGCAGGGCCAGGAGGGUGUGAGGAUCCAGCCCAUGAGUGAGCGCACACGUAGACGAAGUACCGCGCGGGAUGACGGCCGCCGCUUCCGACCGCACCGGUCCCGGCGCUCUCGGCGCUCACGCUCGGACAACGCCUUGCACCUGGCCAGCGAGCGCGAUGCCAUCUCUCGCUUAAAAGAAAGGCCCCCACUGAGAGCCAGGGAGGACUAUGACCAAUUCGUGCGCCAGCGCAGCUUCCAGGAGAGCCUGGGCCACGGGUCCCGCAGGGACCUGUACGGCCAGUGCCCGAGGACUGUGUCAGACCUGGCUUUGCAGAAUGCCUUUGGCGAGCGCUGGGGACCCUACUUCACCGAGUACGACUGGUGCUCCACCUGCUCCUCCUCUUCCGAGUCUGACAACGAAGGUUAUUUCUUAGGAGAGCCCAUUCCACAGCCCGCCCGCCUGCGAUACGUCACAAGCGAUGAGUUGCUGCACAAGUACAGCUCCUAUGGGGGCCCCAAAUCGUCCACAUUAGGUGGCAGGGGACAGUUGCAUAGCAGGAAAAGACAAAAGAGCAAAAACUGUAUCAUUUCUUAAUGUGAUCCAAGUCAGGGAGUAGGGCAAGAUGAAAGCUGAGAAUGUACAUUCAGAAACUUGCACUGUUUUCCAUCUCCAAGCGCUUUUGGGUGGGGGAGAAGGGUGUGCGGGCAAGGAGAGGGGACAUGACGGAGGCCGAUUGCAGCUGGACUCAAUAGGUAGUCAGUCACAGUUUUUGGCAUGUUGAAUCUUAUUUGCACAUUUCACUUUGGAAACACAGUAGACCAUGGAGGCCAGGGUCGGUCACCCUGCCCUUCUCACCUGUCCUGGGUUGAGUUGCCACCGGCCAGCCUGGCAAAUUGUUUCCUGCUUGUUUUUAUCUUCUAUUGUUCUUCCUUUCAAGACCUUUUUUU